Messenger RNA from Exophiala aquamarina CBS 119918, 3204 nucleotides. Its product is annotated as translation initiation factor 3 subunit A. Gene Ontology annotation, cellular component: eukaryotic translation initiation factor 3 complex, eIF3e; multi-eIF complex; eukaryotic translation initiation factor 3 complex, eIF3m. NCBI's taxonomy places the organism in Eukaryota, Fungi, Ascomycota, Eurotiomycetes, Chaetothyriales, Herpotrichiellaceae. The coding region runs from base 1 to 3204 and encodes 1067 amino acids. Gene Ontology annotation, molecular function: mRNA binding; translation initiation factor activity. The record is from RefSeq and is a predicted model, not a curated record. Gene Ontology annotation, biological process: formation of cytoplasmic translation initiation complex; translation reinitiation. The transcript is spliced from 3 exons.
AUGCCUCCUCCACCGCAUAUCCGGCCGGAGAAUGUGCUCAGGCGAGCACAAGAGCUCAUCGCCGUUGAUCAAUCCCAAGCUGCGCUCAAUGUCUUACAUGAACAUGUCACCUCCAAGCGAUCUCGCAAUAGCCCGAUCGCCUCCUUGGAACCUGUGAUGCUCCUCUUUGUCGAAUUGUCAGUCGAUCUUCGCAAAGGCAAAUCUGCAAAGGAUGGACUUUAUCAGUACAAGAACAUCGCACAGAACACCAAUGUCGGGACCAUAGAGUUGGUUCUAAAAAAAUUUAUCGAACUUGCCGAACAAAAGGUCACCGAGGCGCAGGCAAAGGCUGACCAGGUUCAAUCCUCGAUUGAGACUGCAACUUCCACAAAUCUCAACAUUGAAGAUCUCGAAGCUACCGAAACUCCCGAAACAAUUCUCCUUGCCACCGUGUCUGGUGAACAAUCCAAGGAUCGAACCGAUCGAGCAAUCGUAACGCCAUGGCUCAAGUUUCUCUGGGAGACCUACCGUACUGUUCUUGAAAUUCUCAAGAAUAAUGCCCGUUUGGAGAUCAUGUACCAGAGCACUGCUCAUCAGGCUUUUGACUUCUGUCUCAAGUACACCAGAAAGACCGAGUUCCGUCGCCUUUGUGAGCUUCUGCGCAAUCAUGUCCAGAACGCGCAUAAGUACUCCUCGCAGAUGCACGCCAUUAAUUUGAACGAGCCAGACACUCUACAACGUCACCUGGAAACUCGUUUUCGCCAGUUGAAUGUGGCUGAUGAACUUGAGCUAUGGCAAGAGGCCUUCCGCAGUGUUGAGGAUAUCCAUAUGUUGUUGACGCUGUCUAAGCGUCCGGCAAAGAAUAUCAUGAUGGCAAAUUACUACGAGAAGCUCACCAAAAUCUUUUUGGUUAGUGAUAACUUCCUCUUCCAUGCUGCGGCCUACAACAAAUACUACAAUCUUCUCCGCCAAUCUUCUAUCACUGUAGCUUCUGGACAAGGUACCAAACGAGAUAAUCCUGCCGUUUCGGAGGAAACUCUUACCAAGGCUGCCUCUUUCGUCCUCCUCUCCGCCCUGUCGAUCCCUGUUAUCAGUACAUCUCGAUCUCGCGGAGCCCUGGUCGACAUUGAUGAAGCUCGCAAGAACAAGAAUCAGCGAUUGACCAAUCUUCUCAGCAUGCCAAUUGCCCCGACGAGAGCUGGUCUCUUCAAGGACGCAUUGAGUAAAGGCCUUCUCAAGAGAGUUCGACCAGAGAUCAGAGAUCUUUAUAACAUUCUCGAAGUCGACUUCCAUCCUCUUUCGAUCUGCAAGAAGAUCUCCCCAAUCCUCUCUAAGAUUGGUGCCGACCCCGAAAUGGAAAAAUAUGUGCUUCCCCUUCAGCAAGUCAUUCUGACUCGAUUGUUCCAGCAAUUGUCCCAAGUCUAUGAAUCAGUUGAGUUGAGCUUUGUUAAUAAGCUUGCUCAAUUCCCUGCACCAUUCGAAGUGACUCCAGCAAUGGUCGAGAAAUUCAUCAUGAAUGGCUGCAAGAAAGGUGAUCUUUCAAUCCGCCUCGAUCACGUCUCUGGCAUUUUGGCCUUUGACUCGGAUGUAUUCUCUUCCACUAAAGCCCUUCAAUCAGGCGGUGCGGCAGGAUCUGCUGAAAGCGAGACCGGCUCUGUUCAGCGACUCCAAAACACUCCCGCAGAGAUUGCUCGAUCUCAAUUGACUCGUCUAGCCAAGACUUUGCAUAUCACAUGCAUGUAUGUGGACCCAUCUUACAAUCAAACUCGCCUAGCAGCAAGAGAAUCGGCGUUAGCACGUGCUGAGGCUGGUGCCGCCCAAGAACAUGAAAAUAUCCUGAAGAGGCGAAUCGUCAUCGAGAAACAAAAGGAAGCAGCCUCCGAAGCACUCUCUAAACGUCAAAGAGAAGAAGAGACACGCCGUCGUAUCCGUGCUCAGCAACAAGCCGAGGCCGAAAGCCAGCGCUUACGGGACGAAACCAAAGCCAGAGAACUCAAGCGUGUUAAAGAUGAGCAGGCUCGGAUUCGCCGUCAGGAAAUGGAGAAGCAGUUGGAAGAGCUUAAAGGAGGCAUGAAGAUCGACUUGGAGGAUGUCAACAUUGAGGACCUCGAUUCGAAUGCUAUCCGCAUUCUCAAACUUACACAACUUGAAAAAGACAAGAACGAAAAGGACAACCGUAUUCGUGUGACUGCUAAGAGAAAUGAUCACCUCGAGCGCGCAUUCCGUCGCGAGGAGUUGAAAUACCAGGACGAGGACUACGAGAAGCAACGGAGGGAAGAUCUUCGAGUGUAUGAGGAGACCAACGUCUCUACCUUGCAAGAAGCCCAAUUAAAACAUAAGGAAGGCCUCGCACUGAAGCACCGUCUGAGCCGCCUAGUCAAAACGUACGACUCCUUCAAAGGCCAAAUUACUGUACGCCGUGCUACCGAGUUCGAAAGACUCCGGAAGAGGGCAGAGCGCGAGUUUGAAGAAGAAAAGCGGAAGCGCAUCAAGGCAUACCAUGAGGAGCAAGCCCGACAACGUGCUGCACUUGAGGCUGAGGAACGCCGCAUCCAGGAGGAAGAGGAGCAGCAACGACGAGAGGAAGAGGAGAAAGCCAAGGCUGAGGAAGAGAAAAAGAGAAUUGCUAAUGAGAGAAGGGCCAAGGCUGAGGCCGACCGUGCUGAACGUGAUGAAGCCGCUAGGAAACAGAUGCAGCGCGAGGAAGAAGCUGCCGCCAGAAGAGCAGCUCGCAAAGCUGAGCCUCAACCGCCACUUCGAAGAGAGCCUCCGACGCUUGAUAGCCGCUCUGAUUCCCAGGAGGGUCGAACAGCUCCCCGGCUUGCAUUGGCAGGGAAGGCUGGCGGAAGCUGGCGUGAGCGUCAACUCGCAAAAGAAGCAGCAGAAGCCUCUGGUCCCCCCUCUCGCGCAAGGCCUGAACCUUCUGAUGCUCCACCGGUUCAGGAGCCCGCUCAGCCUCGUCGCCCAGGUGGUUAUGUUCCUCCUCAUUUGCGUGAGGGUGUUUCUACCCGUGCAGAGGCUCCUCCGAAAGAUUUGCCUGCUCGCACGUCCUCUGCCUCGCCCGCUAAUGGCGCCAGUGGCAGAUACGUUCCCGCACGACUCAGAGAAGAACGCAGCAAUUCGAGGGAAGGUGCUGGAUCACCUGGACCUGCCGGGGGUGACGAACCACCCAGGAAGCCCGCAACUGGUGGUCGCUAUGUGCCUCCAAGCAUGCGGAACCGUUAG